Messenger RNA from Drosophila mojavensis, 2527 nucleotides. Its product is annotated as putative OPA3-like protein CG13603. The transcript has 4 exons. Gene Ontology annotation, cellular component: mitochondrion. Gene Ontology annotation, biological process: regulation of lipid metabolic process. The record is from RefSeq and is a predicted model, not a curated record. Lineage: Eukaryota; Metazoa; Arthropoda; Insecta; Diptera; Drosophilidae. Bases 1536 to 2291 code for a protein of 251 amino acids.
GGUGCACAAUUAUUUUAAACCUUAUUUGUACUGGUAUACUGAAUAUAUUUUCAAAUGUUUUUGAAAAUAGCCUUGAAAAUUGUAUUUGCAAUUUGAGAGGCUUUCAAAAGAAAUUGCCGUACAGAGUAUUGCUUUGGAUUUUUAUUCAUAAUGACAGAAGUUAUAGAUUAAAUUUUAAUGUUUAAUAAUGGCUCACUUUCCUCUUUUAAAACUAAGCUUGUUAGCUUUGAAGCAAAUUAGUAAGCCAGUAGUCAAGAGCAUUAAAGACAACGCUAAAACCAAUGAGCCAUUGCGUAAAUAUUUAAUCGUCCCAACAGCACAAAGUAAGAAGUUUCUUAUAUCGUAGCUUUAAAGUUUGCGAUAUUGUAUUAUAUACGAUCUGUAGCCUAUCAUUGGAUUGGGGUAAGAACAAAAAUGCGAAUACUUGGCAUGAGUCAACCAAAAUAUAUACCGCCCUUAAACAACGCGCUGGCAAUCCAAACCGGAAGUGAAUUAGUGGGUGAACUGUUGAUCUUUAUAAUUGCUGUCAGCUUGCUAUUACUGGAGUUCUCACGGCAAGCGCGGAACGAAGCUUUGAAGAACAGUCAACAUCAGGCUGAGAAGGUAAAGUUGAAAAAUGAGUUGGAAACUUUGAAUGAUCGGGUUUUGAAUCAAACACGCGAAAUAAUAAAUCUUAAAGCACAGCUCGUGGAAUUCAUGGAUCUUCAUGAAAGCUAACAAAAAUUGUUCAAAGUUUUGUAUUAAAUCAAAUGAUUUUCGGUUUUCUGUCAAACAAUAUGCUUCAACAAUUUUAUUUUUAAUUUUUUUUACUCUAAUAAAUUUUGGUUAUCGAAAUGGUCUCUGCAUAUCCUAUCGGAAAAAUUGCUGUACUUGGAAUUAAGCAGAUCGCCACUCCAUUCAGCAAAGUUUUAAAGACUUUUGCCCAAAACAAUUCGAUAUUUAAAAAGUAUAUUUGUGCUCCGGCUGGUCAAAUAAUACAUUGGAUCGAGACAAGAUCAAAAAUGCACAUGCUAAGACUACCUCAACCCAAAAGAGUUCCUAAGCUCUCGGAAGACAUGGCUAUCAGCAUGGGAGCAAACCUUUUAAGCGAAGUUUUUACAAUGGGCUUAGGCUUACUACUGAUAUACAUCGAAUCUUCACGGAAAGCAAAAAAGGAUAAGGUGAAGAAUGACUUACACAGAGAGAAUCAAGAGAAGCUAAGAAUAGAAAUAGAAACAUUGAAUAAUCUGCUCGAUUGGCAGAAAAAACAAAUAUAUAUAAUACGUGAGCAAUUAAAUGAAUUUGAAAGAAAUAGUCUUUAAGACUAAAAUCACUAGUAUUAUUUUUGUAGAUUCAUUGCUUUUAUUCGCAUUUCAAAGCUUUAAGUCUCAAAAUCUUUCAUGUUCCUUAAAUAUCGAUUAACACAAAUCGUGUAUCGUCUCGCGUGACCCACUCAACACGCCACUUAGAAAAAACAGCUGUGUUCGUCGAUCGCCAGCCCUGGUUUGCUUCUAGUUUUCUGUGCCGAGAUUUUGUAAUAUAAAUUAAUAUAAGAGAUGGUUAUUGGAGUAUUUCCAGCCGCCAAACUUGGCGUGCUGGCAAUUAAACAAAUUAGCAAGCCCAUUGCCAAUGUUAUAAAGUCCAAUGCAAAAUCAAGUCCAUUCUUCAGGAAAUACAUAUGCAUGCCGCCGGCACAGUUUUACAAUUGGGUGGAGGUAAAAACUAAGAUGUGGGCACUGAAUCUUGGACGGCCAGUCACGGUGCCACCUUUGAAUGAAGCCAUGGCCAUUGAGCUGGGCGCCAAUCUGCUUGGAGAGUUUAUUAUCUUUGCCAUUGGCGCCGGUUUGCUAAUAUUUGAGUAUUCCCGGCAAGCGAUAAAAGAGAACAAAAAAAAUGAGGCUUUACAAUUGGAGAAAAUGCAGCUGACGAACACGCUGACUGAAAUGAACUUUCGCCUGGAGCGUCAGGAUGCACAAAUACGAGAAAUGACCCGUGUUCUGGCGGACCUAGAUUCACGCAGCAUUUUUAAGUGGCACAAAGAACCCUUGCAGGAGUAUGUGCCCUUCGAUCCCAGUACACCAGAUCAGAGCGCCAGCGCCAGAAAUCCUAAAACAUAUUUGGGCUCAUACGAUCCCGAGGGCGGCAUGACAUUCCGUGCGCUCAACUAUCUACAAACACAGAUCUUUAUCGAUGGUCGCAAUCGAAAGGGAAAGCAAGCACUGCAGCACAUGGAUGAGGUGGCUGAAAAACUUGAAAGAUCAUUUGGCGAGACGGUAAACAAUGCUGCGUUGCCCGUGAAAUCACUACAAUGACCAAAUCUGAAUAAGGAUCAGGAUUUGGCCCUACUCAUGUAUGCACUGACACUGGUAGAACAAUAGUUCGCAUACAAAAUGCCACACCAAAUCGAUAAACUGCUUGAUUUAAACAAAUUUAAUUGUUAAAUCUACUUAUAUAUACUAUAUAUAGAUAGGUUAAAAGUCAAGUGUAAAUGUAAAUGUAUUUAUUAAUUUUUAUUGUUACUGAAGAACAAACUAUGAGAGAUGUUUAA